Eutrema salsugineum is the source of this 926-nucleotide messenger RNA. RefSeq names its product NAC domain-containing protein 104. The record is from RefSeq and is a predicted model, not a curated record. The transcript is spliced from 3 exons. Lineage: Eukaryota; Viridiplantae; Streptophyta; Magnoliopsida; Brassicales; Brassicaceae. Gene Ontology annotation, molecular function: DNA binding. Bases 136 to 897 code for a protein of 253 amino acids. Gene Ontology annotation, biological process: system development; regulation of DNA-templated transcription.
UACUUGCGUCCAUCUUUACUACCAUCAUUCUCUUUUGUUUUUUCAUUAUCAUUUCUUUAUAUUGUCGUAUAUUUAAAAUAUAUUAUAUGUGUGUGUGCAAGUGAAUUAAAGAAGCCAUAUAUAGAAGAAUUAUAUAUGGCUUCCAAAUUCCACCAUCUCCUUCUCCUUCUCCUCUAUAUAUAUCUCAGUUUCUUUCAUACACGUCCUCUGGUUCCACAUCAUAUUCUCUCUAUAUAUCUACUUUCUCCUUGUUUACUCUUCUUCUACACACACACACACGCAACCGCAUAUAUAUGUACAUGUGAAGUAGUGAAAUCAAACAAGUUACCAAUGAAUCUACCGCCGGGAUUUAGGUUUUUUCCGACGGACGAAGAGCUCGUCGUUCACUUCCUCCACCGCAAAGCUUCACUCUUGCCUUGUCACCCUGACGUCAUCCCCGACCUCGCUCUUUACCCUUACGAUCCUUGGGACCUCCCAGAGAAAGCUUUGGGAGAAGGGAGGCAAUGGUACUUCUAUAGUAGAAAGACGCAAGACAGAGUGACGAAUAAUGGUUAUUGGGGAUCAAUGGGAAUGGACGAGACAAUCUUCACAAGCUCCACACGCAAGAAAGUGGGUAUCAAAAAGUAUCUAACUUUCUAUCUCGGAGAUUCUCAGACUAACUGGGUCAUGCAAGAAUAUUCUCUCCCAGAUUCCUCUUCUUCAUCUAGUCGAUCUUCAAAGAGAUCAAGCCGUGGUUCUACUAGUUCCAGUCAUAAACCCGAUUAUAGCAAGUGGGUGAUAUGCAGAGUAUAUGAACAAAAUUGCAGUGAGGAAGAGGAUGAAGAUGGGACAGAACUCUCAUGUUUGGAUGAAGUGUUUUUGUCUUUAGAUGAUCUUGACGAAGUAAGCUUACCGUAAUAAAGACAGAAGCACCCAAAAAAGAAAAG